This is a messenger RNA of Rhodofomes roseus, 1370 nucleotides long. RefSeq names its product phosphoglycerate mutase-like protein. Gene Ontology annotation, biological process: fructose 2,6-bisphosphate metabolic process; regulation of pentose-phosphate shunt; positive regulation of DNA repair. The coding region runs from base 432 to 1109 and encodes 225 amino acids. Gene Ontology annotation, cellular component: cytosol. Gene Ontology annotation, molecular function: fructose-2,6-bisphosphate 2-phosphatase activity. The transcript has 3 exons. The record is from RefSeq and is a predicted model, not a curated record. Lineage: Eukaryota; Fungi; Basidiomycota; Agaricomycetes; Polyporales; Fomitopsidaceae.
GUCAAUUCGUACGUAGAGAGAGAAGACAGCGUAUGGUAUCCCCGAUUCACAACUCACUUCUGCGUGUCGUGGCAUCGAUCUGUGACAGAGGGGCUCGCUACAUUUAAAGGGGGCUGAUCUAUUGUUGGCAAUACACGGGCUAUUCUCAGCACAAUGGAAUGAUGCAACAUAUAGUCAAGUGCAGAGCUUGAGUUGCUCAAUAGGACUGAGCUCACGCCUUCACUAGAUGGUUGCGGAUCGACCGUCGGACUUGUUUGUUCGCUGGCCACGCACCCCAUGUGUGGCGUUGUUUGAAGUAAGCCGAUGCAUGCAGGCUUCGGUCGCAACAAUAUCCGCACAAGUUGUACUUCAGCCACACGGGCCGGCACCGUGCUACGUUCACGAUACAUCUGAAGCCAGUUACAGUUGUCCACGGUUGCUUCUUGACAUCGAUGGCAGCGGCAGCGGUUCUGGCCAGGAUAUACAUCGUCCGCCAUGGCGAAACAGACGAGAACAGGCUGGGCAUCAUGCAAGGACAACUCGAUACCAAGCUGAACGCCGCCGGCAUAGAGCAAGCUCGGCUGGCGGCUGGCGCUCUGGAGACUGUCCCCUUCGAGAGGGCAUUCAGUAGUGAUCUGAAUCGAGCAGCUAAGACUGCAGAAAUCAUACUGCAGAAGCACCCCGGAGUGCCACUCGAGAAGCACGAUGCACUGAGAGAAAGGCAUCUGGGAGAUUGGCAAGGACAGAAGCUCGAGGGGCGCGGUACGGCCCCAUCCAACGCAGAACAACUGAGCGACUUCAGCCUGCGCGCCGCACGAUGGUGGAACAAUACCAUCCUGACCUACGUCGAGUCCCUCAUAAUGCAAGAUCCCAUGCACCGCAAAUCCCUCCCAGGGAACGUGCUCGUAGUCUCGCACGGAGGCUACAUCUCGAGACUCAUCGCAAACCUGCUUGGAAGUGGCAAGCUGAAGUGCGCGGAAGGAGUGGUGGUGAAUGGCAAAUGCUGGAACACGUCGAUAUCCGUGAUAGACAUAUUCGGGAGCGGAGAGGCGGUGUUGGUGAGCUACUCUGACACCACGCAUCUGAAGGUAGACUUGGUGCAGACCAACGCGGACGUCAUCGAUCGAUAGAACACAAACACCACGCUCUAGAGUAGACAAGUUACGGAGAUAGCUAACAAAGCGAAUGAGUAGUAGUCUGUAGAUUAGAGGUGUUCACAUUAAGUCGUCAUCAUUGGGGUCCGCUCGAGGCUCAGGUUGCGUGCGACUUCGGGGUCUUAUGCUUGUUCUUGCCUUUCUUUUUGCUGCUCUCAUACUGAUCGACCUCCGUCAUGGCCAGCAUGCUAUGGCGACGCCAUCAGCAAGCCUUUAAUCCUAAUCGUAGUAUGAUAA